This is a messenger RNA of Chlamydomonas reinhardtii, 2486 nucleotides long. RefSeq lists its product as uncharacterized. Bases 138 to 1394 code for a protein of 418 amino acids. The transcript is spliced from 9 exons. The record is from RefSeq and is a predicted model, not a curated record. Lineage: Eukaryota; Viridiplantae; Chlorophyta; Chlorophyceae; Chlamydomonadales; Chlamydomonadaceae.
AAUCAGUAACAAGUACUUGCAUCAUUGCAUCCUGGACAUCUAGCAAAGCCGUCUCUGUUGCGUUUGCAACAUUCCCCUGGGUGUUGCCACUCUGCUUGCUGCUUCCAUUAUCAUAGCACCUGGUACGGAAGGCAACUAUGGCGUUUAUCAGUGCCAAACACGGUUGCAGAGGUUUGGCUGGAGGGGCUCGAAAUGUGCCAAGGCUGCGCGAACGUGUGGCGCGCUCAGCACCCACCGCUGGCACGACCACCGGUCAUCGCGUUGCCUGGGUGCAUCCAGUUCGCGCCGCCGCGGCGGACGACCAAGGUGUGGCUGCAGAGACUCAGCGGUCGCCCGCGUCUGAGCCUGCCCCGGAGCCCGCGCUGGACGCGCCUGCGGCUGCUGCCCCCGCUGCCGCCAACACCGUGUUGAGCACCAGCUCCAGCACUUCCGCCAAUGGUGGCGGCGGCGGCCAGGAGGCAUGGCAGCCGUCAGCUGUGCGCACAGCCCGGCGUGUUGAACGACUCAAGGUCUCGCUGCUCGCGGCGCUGUCGUCUCUGGAUCGCGGCCUGGCUGCUAAUGCGCGUGAGGCGGCCGAGGUGGACGAGCUGUGCAGCCAGCUGGAGGGGCUGGGUGGGCCGGUGGCGCUGGCUGCACCGGCCGCAGGGGGGCAGCAGGGCUCCGCCGCCGCCUCUUCCUCGUCUGGCUCCAGCGCCCCCUCGGACCUUCUGGCGGGCACAUGGCGGCUGGUGUACAGCAGCGGCUUCAACAGCGGCAGCCUGGGUGGGCGCCGGCCAGGGCCUCCCGCCGCGGGGUUCCCAGCCACCCUGGGCCAGGUGUACCAGCGUAUCGACCCCUCCACCUCCAAGCUCGACAACAUUGUGGAGCUGUUGCUGAGCCCUCCGCCCCCGCUGGCGGCCCUGGGCAGCCUGGGCGGACUGCUGGGCGAGGGGCUGGGUGGCCUGGCCGGUGCGCUGCCACAGGGCCCACUGCGGGAUGCGGUGGCGCCGCUGGCGGGUGCGCUGGCGGGCAGCGCGCGGGUGCCGGCGCCGGACGCGGAGCGCGAGUCUCCGGCUGCGCGGCUGACGCUACGGCAUGACUAUGAGGUCACGCCCCCCUGCGGUGUGCGCAUCUGCUACGAGGAGACGUAUGGCGAGCUGGUGGGCUCCGACCUGUUCGCGCCCCUGCCGCGACUGGAGGCGCCGCAGCUGCCGGAGCCGCUGCGGCCGCCCAAGUUCCUGAGGUCCGCCUCCUUUGACGUGACGUACCUGGACUCCACCGGGCUGCGCAUCACCCGCGGCGACCGCGGUGAGCUGCGGGUGUACCUGCGCGACAGCGACCCCGCGCCCAGCGGCGGCGGCAGGGGGGGCGGCGGCGGCAGCAGGGCGGCCAUGGACCUGGACUACGACGACUGAUGAUGGACUUAUGGGGGUGGGGGGGCUGGGUGAUGGGCUGGGCUGUGGGACAGGAGAAUUAUGUUGUUGUUGUGUGUGGGUACAAGGUGGUGAGCACGAUAUGCAGUCCUGUCCCUGAUACGUAUGGCAUCGAGUGGGGGGGGGUCUCGUGUCAUCCCAUUUGCAAGAAGGAACCAGAGACAUAAGGAGUAGGACGAGACACGUGAUGCAAACACUGUGGUACGUAGUGCUUGUGUGCGAUGGCGACAGUAGUGCUCGUGUGGGACGGCGACAGCAAUGCUUGUAUGGGACGGCGAUGGUGAACCGUAGUUAGCCUGCACACGCAGGCAAGAUGUCGCUACUGCUGCUGCUACCAUUGCCACCCUCCAAUUAGGGUGCUGCAGCAAGCGAAGGGGAGUGCUAUGGGUUCAGGUCUAGCAUGGGCUCUUGGUUGAUGAUGAAGGGGAUAUUGGUCAGGUCGCAGAUGACUGGACGAGCACCAGCGUGGACAGCUUCUUGAGCAGGGGUGGUAUGCCGGAGGAGGCGUGCCGGGUGAGGACACCUGGGGACGGGCGGGUGGAUGGGCAAGGUGGGUGCGCAGGUUAUGGCUGUUAAACAUUUCUCUUGGCUCCUUACUGCUAGGGGUGUUUUCAGUGCUCGUAUCUUCCUUCUUUUUGACAGAAAUUUGCCCAAAAAAGCCUCCGGCGGAAGAAAUUUUGUAUUCUUGAGGCCAAAAAUCUGUCAAAACGCUUCAGGUUUUGGGGGGUCUUUCUGAGAAUCGCAGAAGACAUUUUAGGGCGUUUCUGUCACUUUUCCGGGCCCAAGGCAAGGGUGACUGAGGUUCCCCAGGAUAACCUACGGCCGUGUCCUGCUGGCACCAUGGGGACACACCACGAUAGGCCAGCCUUCUACCAGAGGAGUCAUGCCGUGGGUGAGUGAGUAUGAUUAGCGUGGGUGAGGGCAUUCCCAGGGCCUGUUUACGAUCCUGUUAGGCCGCUUGCGAUCCUGUUAGGCAGCUUGCGCUAGCGGUGCUUUCCGCAUGGUGCAGCUAUACUGCCUGGCACUUUGAGCAGUUUGGGGUAUGAGUUUGGCGUGUGUAGUUAGCUAGAGAUG